UAUAUAUGUAACAUAAAUUUUUGUACAGGUUAUCUCUUUUGCUCAGUAUUGUGAACCAGGUUAAUCCAUUUUACAUAUGAGAAAGCUGAGGUCUAGAAAACUGAAAUGAAUUACCCAGGUUCCACCUCUUAUAAGUGGUAAAGGCAUAAUUCACACCAAGGUCUUUUGAUUCCAAGCUUAGUCUUCUUACCAUCCUGCCACAACAUUCACAGCUCUUGGUGAAGAAACUACCCCUCCCUUGUCCUUUCUUAUAGCACAAUAGUACUCCAUCAUAAUCAGUCUUUUGAGGAAGGAUAGAAUAACUUGAUCAGCCAUUCUCAAAUGAAUGAUCAUCUCCUCAAUUUCCAGUUAGUGAUGGGAAAGUACUACUAACACCAACUCUAGCAUCAAAUUAGUAGGCUCAGUGGUCUAAUAAUCAACACUGGUCUACCUCCCUUUUUUCACAUCAAUAUCAUUAAUGUUAGGAAGAGAGAGAUAUUGGGAAGAGCAGUAGCCCUUUGACACUAGUAACCCACAUAGUCCUUGGCAUCAGUUUCCUCAUCUGUAAAAUGAGAGGGUUGGGGUAGCCUCUGAGGUCCCUUUCAGCUCCAGUUGUAUGACUGGAUGUGAACCAUGGGGGGAAGAGGGUUCCUCUGCCCACUGAAUGCCAGCUAUAACCAGCAGAUGGAGAAGCCUUGAGACAUGGUCCAAGUCCAGAGGCAUCUCUGGGUGCCCACUCCCUUCCCUGACUCCCUGGGGCAGAAAGGACCUUGUGUGCUAGCUGUGCCAAGCUGUCUUUGCAUGCUUCUUCCCUGCCUCUCCCUUGCCUCCCUCUGCUUCAGGAUCUGGCUGGGGUGGGUGGAUGGCUGCUGAGCUCUGCUGGGAGUUUCACUUCCUCACUGGUUGGGGCUCACACCCACAGCAGCAGCAGCAGCAGCAGCAGCAGCAGCAGCAUGAGCUGCCGGCCCGGCUGCUUUUCUCCUGGUGGCAUCUAACCAAGUGAGCAGCAGCAGGAAAAUCUUGCCUCGCUCGCUCCCUUCAUCUCCAACCCACCUGGUAGUGGAGAGGCAGCUCGAAUGGGCAGAGUCGAAGCUAGAGAAAGAAACAUGAGCCACCUGGACUCUUCGGAGGGAGAAGCUGAGCACCUCCAGGACUUGGGGUGGUAUCAUGGAAGUCUCACUCGCCAUGCAGCAGAAGCACUUCUUCUCUCCAAUGGAAUGGAUGGAAGUUACCUCUUAAGAAACAGUAAUGAAAAGAGUGGCCUAUACUCUCUUUCAGUGAGAGCCAAAGAGUCUGUCAAACAUUUUCACGUGGAAUACACAGGCUAUUCAUUCAAGUUUGGUUUCAAUGAAUUCUUGAGUUUGAAGGAGUUUGUGAAUCAUUUCGCAAACCAGCCUCUGAUUGGGAGUGAAACAGGCACUCUGAUAGUUCUGAAACAUCCCUAUCCGUGCCAAGUGGAAGAGCCAUCCAUCUACGAAUCGGUCAGGGUUCAUACAGCAAUGCAAACGGGAAAGACAGAGAGUGACCUGGUACCCACAGCUCCUUCACUUGGCACCAAAGAAGGAUACCUAACAAAACAAGGAGGACUAGUGAAGACUUGGAAAACCAGGUGGUUCACUUUGCAUAGGAAUGAACUGAAAUACUUCAAAGACCAAAUGACACCAGAGCCAAUUCGGACACUAGAUCUAACAGAAUGCUCGGCUGUGCAGUUUGACUACACACAGGAAAAAGUCAACUGUUUCUGCUUAGUAUUUCCAUACAGAACUUUUUAUUUAUGUGCAAAAACAGGAGUGGAAGCAGAUGAAUGGAUUAAGAUACUACGAUGGAAAAUGUCACAAAUAAAGAAGCAGCUGGGACAGGAUGGGGGCACCAUGAGGUCUCAGUCCUUCUUUUUUAAGCAGCCCCUUUCUGGCAAGUGAUGCUUGCUCUUCCCCAGAGGCGGGUUGUUCCAUGAUGUUGUAAAUGCUGGUGGACUUACCAGGAAAUCUGACUCCACGGACAAAGAACAGAUGCUUGGUUGGGUUCUUUGACGAUAUGACACUUUGGCCGAGCCACGGAAAUGGCUGCCCUGUCCAGAUACUGCUAUCUCCUGGAGUUGGCAUACCCAAUCAUCGUUUUGGUGGAAACAUGCAUUUGACAAUAAUAAAAAUAGCUCACUUUUAUACAGUGCUUUUAAGUUUUGCAAAGCACUCACCACAUUCUCUCAUUUUAUCAUCGUAACACUCCUGUGAAAUAGGUGCUGCCAAUAUUCCCUUUUUCAGAGGAGAAAAAUAGAGGCUCCAAGAAAUUAUCACUUGCCCAGAUUAAUUGUCCAAGGGAGGGCCUGGACUGUGUCAUGGCCAAUCUGCUAUGGAACAUUGCCUUAAAACUUUGGAUACCUACAACAAAAAAAAGACAGAAACUUCUCAAGUCAAAUGUUCUUUUCUUUCUAGUUGUGACUACCAAGCUCAGCAGAAUGACAGUUGGCUUAUUUCUGCCAACAGUUCAUCAACUACCUAUUCUCUGGGAGUAUGAUGGACGCUUUGGGGCACGGUACUUUGGGGAACACAGCUCUUUUCCUCUCAAUGUUAUUGUUGUCAUUUAGGCAUUUUGCUCAUGUCUGACUCUUCAUGACCCCAUUUGGAAUUUUCUUGGCAAAAAUACUAGAGUGAUUUCACAAUUCCUUUUAGGACAAUAGAAUAAACAUUUAUUGAGUGCCUACAGAGUUCAGAGUAUAUUGUCAUGGGAAUGAGAAUUAGUAUAUGUAAAAAAUAUUCUUUGGAUAAAAAAGCAAAAACAUUUUCAAAAAUUAAAAACUGAAAGCUAUCACAUUAGUUUAUAGCUUUGAGUUCUUCUGGGCCAUUCUUUUGUGAGGACGGUAAAAUAAAAAAAGCAAAAAUUAUGGUUUUCUGUGGGUUGUUGUAUGUAGUUGGAAAGUAAAAAGAAUCAGAAAUCAACAAAUUAAGUAGCAUAUUACUUGAAUUUGACUAUAUCAAAAAAGAAGAGUCCCAUCACAAGCAUGCAGCCACUCCUUGUCUGAGAUCUACAGUAAGCUAAACUUUUUUUUAUUAUUUAGAAUUUCCUCCUUCAGUGUGGACCUGGUGGAAAGUGGUUCGGAAGUCAGAUGGCUUUAGUUCCAAUCCUGCCAUUGAUUGCCUGCAUGACCUCUCUGGGCUUCAGUUUCUUUCUCUAUAAACUGUGGUUGGGCCAGAUGAAAAGUCCUUUUGAGCUCUAAUGACCCUAUAGUUUUGGUAUUAACCCCAAAAUGUUAGAAAAGGAUUCGUAAGCACUCAUGACCUGGUACAACAAGAACUUGUCUCUAAUGCAGCCACCAAUAAGGAGCUCAAACCAGGCUUGCUGUCACAGAGAAUUUUAAGAGAUUUACAAUAAAAAUUGGCUUACAGAACACUUUGAACAGGGUGGAGAGGAAAUGUUGGAUUUAGUCUAGGAUGUCCACAAAGGAGGUGCCUCACUGUCUUUCCCUCUAAAGGGAAGACAUUGGCCUAGAUAGAUCUCAAAGGCCCCUUCUGGCUCUAAAUCCAGUAUUCUCUGAUUCUAAGAGCACUGCUGACACAAAGCUUGUAGGUUAAGAAACAAUCUAGUCCUUUCCAUUAACUUUGGCACUUUUCUUUAGCUAGGGAGCAAAUCACAAGGUGAAUUUUGGAAUGAAAAGAUUUUAAUCCAUUGGAGUUUGGCUCAGCCUGGACAAAGGAACCUUGCUGUGGGUGAGGCCAGGCUUUAUUUUCAGGCUGUUCCCUCCUAUUAUUAACUGCCUGAGAGAGGGACUCACACGGGUUUUAGGGAAUAUGGGAUUCUGCACAUUAAAGCAAAGCUUCAAUGGGUUUUUUGUUUUGUUUUGUUUUGUUUGGAUUACAGGAAAUGCUGAGAUAAAGCAAAAGUCAAGCAGUACUCAGUUGGGGAAGGCUUAAAAUACAAGAAAUUGAGUAAGCAUGGAUAUAGACCCAGAAAAGUUAUUAGCUUUUAAAAAAAAAAAACAUCUAGGUGAUCAGGUGAAAAAGGAAAGGUUUUUAUGUGGGCAAUAAUGUUUUAGAAUUAAUUGUGAAUUGCUAUUUUUAUAGGACAUUAUGUAUUUAUUUAUAUACUUUUGCUCUGCUUAUUAAAACAGCAUUAUUUUCCAA
This is a messenger RNA of Monodelphis domestica (gray short-tailed opossum), 4097 nucleotides long. Lineage: Eukaryota; Metazoa; Chordata; Mammalia; Didelphimorphia; Didelphidae. The record is from RefSeq and is a predicted model, not a curated record.